Molecule: messenger RNA, 5028 nt
Organism: Prorocentrum cordatum
Lineage: Eukaryota; Dinophyceae; Prorocentrales; Prorocentraceae
Source: the annotation of a GenBank genome assembly
AUGGACCAACACAUCGAGGAUGUGCCGAUGCCGUUGGCGAUCGGGGGUUUGGUUGCAGGCGGCCCUCCAGAUGCAAACGGCGAUGAUCACAUUGCCGUGCCGCCGCCUCUGGCGCUUCCAGCGCCAGCGCCCCCUGCCCGCCUCGAUCUCAAGAGAAGGACGCCCGAGCUCAUGAGCCACGCUCGUUCCAAGAAGAUGUUGUUGUGCGCCCAGAGCCGCGAGUCGAAGCUCCGCCAAGACUUUGAACAGCUCAAAGGGGACAUGCACACGGCUUGUACGUUGAUCCCUGCAUGCGCCCAAUUGUUCGGGCGGCCCGUGAAACACGUCGGCAAGAUCAAAAAGGACGACCUCCGACCAGCACGUUUCACUUUCUUGAGCAGGAUUGUCUUUGCCAGACGCCUGGGCACGCUGAACAUUUGCAUCGACAUUCGGCGGUUGGUGUGCGCCGCAGCCCGCGUGAUCAAGGCCAGACAGGAUGAUGGCGUGGAGCACGUCCUCCGCGGCGGUGAGAAGGCUUUGCAGCAUCCAGGUGCCAGCAAUCGGUUCGUCCACAUGUCAUAUGCUCAUUUGUGGGACGAGGUCAACUGCAAGUUCGCAGCAUAUCCGAAGAUGGGGUGCCGCCGCAGGAAGACAACCACGAGCAUUCAGACUAUCUGCCAGCGAGGUUGCGCCAGGCUGACCCUGGCCAACCACAUCAACGACGAGAGCGCGAUCAGCCGAUCGUUCUGCGAGCAGAUCCUUGUCAACCCGAUGAAGGUGAGCGGCACUUCAGCCAAUGCGAUCCUACCCGCUGUGUUGAAGGCAAUCCCGCGGCCAUUCCAGUUCAACGCCGUGGAGAAUAUUGAUCGGUUGUUGCGUUCGUUCUCGUCCUUCACGAUGUCUCUGACUGGUGACAAGGCGUCUGGGAACAUCCUCUUGAUGAAACAAUUCUGUCACCAAUGGGAAACGAUGGUGCUUCCGCGCAGCAGUGGUCGGCUUCUUGCGUUCCCAGAGACGUGUGGCGUGCACUUAGAACAUCGCACAAAAUUGCAAGUUGUACCGCUCAAGCACCACACAAUGCGCCUCUUCAGCUUAGCCAACUUGCUUCGCCUUGACGGUGUGCGGACCAGCAUAUGCGAGUCGAUCGAAGUGUUGGUGCAGAAGAUGCUCAAGCGACGGGUCCUCGGCCCGCCGCCAGACGGCAUUGCCUGCCCGCUGUCCAAGUGCUUCAAUGUUCUCUUCCGCCCAGAUGCGGACCACCACAAGCGCGCCAACGGCAAGGUGUCUCGCAGGGUGCAGGACCUGGGUGAAUGGAUGAGAAUGGUCAACGGGGAUCUCCACGGAGAUUGGGUGCAUUAUUGCUGGGACGAGUCAACUGGCAGGCCGUGUUGCAGGGACGCCGACACUUGCUACGACAGAACAGUUCGUUCGGUCACGAAUGCGCUGUAUGGCGGCGGGGACCCUAUUCCAGCAGAAAGCAGAUGGACGCACACCUUGGUCAAUAUGAAACAGUUGCUGCUGAGGCGAAUCGUGUGCAAUAUCGGCGUGAAGGCGUUCCCGUGUUCGAUCAGAAAACCUGGCGCCGCCAGCGAGAUGCCGCAAUCCGCCGACGGCGAGGCAUGUCAAUCGCACGUCGCUGAGGUGAAUGCGUCGCGGCUGUCACGGGAGCUCGGCGUGUACGCGUACGGCGUGAAGCACCGCUUCAACACCGUGCCUCUGCUGAUGAGUGAGGCGUGCAGGAAAACAUUGCUGGCUGAUUUUCGCACGUUCGGAUUCUCCACCGACGUCAUCGAGAGGCUCAACGCGGAGAUUCAGGCUGGUCGAGUGCAUCGUGCGCCAGGUCGCGUCUUCGGCGGGGCGUCCAGGGAGCAGCUGCUGCAGCAGGCACUCGCCGUGCACAAGAAAUGCGGUGGCGUCGACCCGUUGAGCAUGAAGCGAGAUGCAGCCCUGAAGUCGUCGGACCUUCGAGUGCAGGUGCAGCCACUCAUUGCCGCUGCUCGGCCUGAGUUUCUUCCAAUUGCAGGUGGGCCCGAUGGCGCUGCUGCGAGCGCCGCGGCGCCUGAGCCCGUGGCCGUCGACCGCCCCGUGGAGAUCGCGCUGGCGAACGCCUCCAUCCUGCCGGGCGCGAGGGCGGUGGGGGCUGGCGGGGCCGAUGGCGGCGGCGGGCCACCUGGCGACGGCGACGGCGGCGGACCUCUGCCACCCCGUCGGCGCGGAUUGAGCCCGUACAUGCUGGAAUUGAACAAGACGUUGGCGAGUCUGAAGAGGGCGAAGGGCUCCGCCUUGACGCCCGAGGAGCUGAGCACGGCUCGCAGCAGGUUCAGGGAACAGUGGCAGCUCAUGAAUCAUGACGCUCACCACGAGGCCUUCGAGGAUUGGCAGAACACGCCUGCAGAGAUGGUGCCCGCUGAUGCCCAGGAGUUCUACGAGUGGCAUCAAUUGCACGGUUGGCCGACCAAGGACAUGCGGGUGUACAAUUUUGCAAACUUCACGGAAGACUUCGAGUGCGAUGCUGCCGACGACCUGGUCGUCCGCGCUGAGCCCAUCCCUGACCUUCCAGACUUCAGCCUGUGGGGCUGCGGCAGAGCGAAUGCCCACAGCGACGUGCUACACACGCCGUGUCUUGUGGAGAUCGAUGUUCAGAACUGUAGGAGCGCUGGUCGAUUUCGUUGUAUUGGCUAUGAAUCUUCAGAUCACUUUGUACUGAAGUUGGUUCGGAACCUGAUCGACAUGGAUUUGUACUUAGUGGAUUACGACGUGGAUGUCGAUGUUGAUAACAGUCUGAAGUGGAGCAGGAUCUCAGCUGUGCACAUGCAGGGUGAGCUGUGGAGGGCGGGGAUGACGCGCCCGUUCGGGUACCAGAGCCCCAGCAGCCGUGGGCCUUCUGCGUCCGACCUGGGGAGGCUGAACACCAGCGACCCCUUCGAGACGCCUCCUGGGCGCGGUGUUGGGCGCGGCGCUGGGCGCGGCGCUGGGCGCGGCGCUGGGCGCGGCGGCCGCCGCGGAGGGGGCGCAGGCAGAGGCCGCGGCCACGGAGCCGUAGAUGGCGAGGGUCUCGGCGGCGGCCCCGACGCCCACGGCGACGUCGACGACGUUGACAUGCCGCCGUUGGUCGACGACUUGCUACCAGCUGGCGCGGCGAUUGGCGAGGAGAUGGACAUGCUGGAACACGAGGCCGAGGAUGCCGACCUCGACGGCAUGGAGGAGCUGGGCGACACGUUCGGCUUGGAGGACGGCGUCAUCGAGGGGCACCCCCCAGGACUGGUCGGCGAGGGCGGCGGGGACUUGGACGAGCAUGGCGAUGCUCGCGGUGCUGAGCUUCUUGGGGUACCAGCUGAAGUACCCGAUGAGAUCGCAGCUGGAGCGGCAGACGGCGCUGCUGACGUCGGCCUGGAGCCUGAGCCUGGCGAGGCCGAGCGGAACAAGUACCACUUGAAGCAUCUCUGCACUAUGCCUCAAGUGGUCUUGAAGACCUGGCUGUUCGAGGUGCCAGCAGCAGCCCCUGGCGCGUCCGCCGAGGAGCGGCGAGAGCUCAUGCAGCGGCACGCGCAGCUGGCCAAGGACAGGUGGUACGUGAACAAGAAGGUGCACAGCCACAACUCGAGUAGCCCGACUCCAGGCCAUCCAGAGGGUGUGACAUUGUACUUGAAGAGUAUUCAGCCGGGUGACGCCCUCCUUAAGAGUCUCAGUGACUUCAUCUCCACGCCCACCUUCAAGGCUCAGCGGAUCGAGACGGGUGGCUUCGGUGAAAUAACUGUCCAGAUCCCGGGCAUGACUUGCUAUACGGACAGCUUUGGCUUCGUCUCCAUUGCAGGGAACCACUUUUUCCUUUACGUCAGGCGUGAUGGCUCGGAGGACAGUCUGUCGGGGAAGCUGUGGGCCAUCAAGGGCGUCAUGAAGGUCGUGUCAAAAGAGGAGGGGGCGGUGGUCCUCCACUUCCCGUCGAAGGUCGAGGUUGCGUGUCCCGAGAGCAGUCUGAUGUACCCCGGUCCUCAGGCUUAUUCUGCCAUGAGCCCCAUGGCCGACAGCUUUGCCUGGCGCCACGCUGGGCAGCUCGGUGCGGGUGACCACGGCGCCUUCGUCUACAAGACAAAGGCGGAGUGCUUCCGCUUGGACAUGGACGGCACGGGCACCAUGCCGUGCGCCGAGCGGGCGCCGUUUCGGGAUAUGUACAACGGCCCCCCGAAGCAGAAGAAGCGUGUCUUGGUCGUCAUCGACGUGCAGGGCGGGUACGAUGCCGCAAUCGUAGCGAACGCGUCAGGCAAAGGUGGGCUCACUUACAUCAAUCAGGAACACGACGUGGACCAAAGCUACGCGUUGGGCGCAUGGAACGCCAACCACACCAUGAAGCCUGUCACGAAGUUCGAGCCUGGCAAAAAACAGAUUUCGUACAACAAGGGUUGGAACACUGGAUUGCCAACGGCUGUCAUCGGACCAGUGGUGAACCGCAUCAACGAAUUGGUUGAGACAGUGGAUUGGGACCUCGUCUUGUACACGCAUGACUAUCUCGAUCCCGAGGCAAAAGGCGUGUUCCCCCUCGAUAACAAACCGUGGUCGGACCCGAACAAGGAGGUUGCGCUCGUGCCGUACGGCGAAUUCCUCACGCUUGCGGCCAAGGGAGCAGGGACAGACACGCACGACCGGUUCAUGCACAACCCCCAUUGCGCCAGACACGGCCCAGGUAUUUUCAAAGUCGGGACGAAGAAGGUCAUGUGUUUCCGGAAGCAGGUGGACGAUGCCUUCUCCGAUGAUUUGGCAGAGCGUGGGCCGAAAAACGUGGACCCGGAUGACGAUGGGAGGCAGAACCCAAUGGGGCAUCUGUUGCUCUCGCAGCUCACCGAGGCGGGUUACGGGCCCGAGCACGCUGAGUUGAGCUUCACUGGCGUGGUGACGAGUCGGUGCGUCCAGUCCUCCCUUGUCCACGCCUGCAACGUAGGCUACAAGACGGAGCUCAUCACAAGCGCGUGCGCUGACACAAGCGAAAGUGAUCACGCGAAGGGGUUGGAGGCGGUGCGGACCGGUUGUCCGUCAGCCAAGAUUUCGGAGUGA